AUGGAGAAGAUCUUCGGUAACAAGGUUAUCCGCACUCCAAAGAAAACGCCACCUGAGCCCGGGUCUAGGGAUAGCUUCACGGAUGAGCCGCCAAAGCCAGUGGGACCAUCCUUUGCGCAUUCUCUCUACGAGAGAUCUCUUGCCGCCGACUGGGUUCCAACACGACAAUAUGCUGAAGAGUCAUCACAAGAGAGUUUUGAUUCAACUCUCGACUAUGAUCCAGCCGAGGAAUGGUACGUUGAUUCACAAGAGGAACCGUCGGACACCGAUUCAUCUACAUGCGUUUCUUCUUCAUCAUCGCCGGAUACAUCCGCUGUUGAGGAGCUCAAUUCUUCUGCCGAUCAUGAGGAAACAGAGGCAACGACUUCCGAGCAGACUGAGAAUCAAUUGCUCCAGUGA
Molecule: messenger RNA, 399 nt
Organism: Caenorhabditis briggsae
Lineage: Eukaryota; Metazoa; Nematoda; Chromadorea; Rhabditida; Rhabditidae
Exons: 2
Coding region: 1-399 (132 amino acids)
Source: RefSeq, a predicted model, not a curated record